Messenger RNA from Metarhizium album ARSEF 1941, 753 nucleotides. RefSeq lists its product as uncharacterized. Lineage: Eukaryota; Fungi; Ascomycota; Sordariomycetes; Hypocreales; Clavicipitaceae. The coding region runs from base 1 to 753 and encodes 250 amino acids. The transcript has a single exon. The record is from RefSeq and is a predicted model, not a curated record.
AUGUACGCCAAACAACUAGCCUUGGCAUCGGCCGUGGCCAUGGCAGUAACGGCAGCCGCCGUCCGGCCAGAGCAUCCACGCAUCUAUUUUCCGCGAGAGAUCAAGCGAGAAUAUCAGAAUUCUACCAUCACCAGGCACCAGCCGAUGCCUCAUACCACCACCCACACCCCUUCUUCGUCUUCCACUAGAGGGGAUUUGCUCACCGACCUCAUCUCCGACAUAUUGGGCUCGGAUCAAUCGCACGGGUCGACAACGACGGAGAAACCUCACCAAAGCGUUCCAGUAGGCCGGCCGUCCGGAUCUGGCUUGCCCCAACAGACCGUUUUGCCCAGUACAAAGACCACCGAGUCGGAACAAAAGCCCAUCUCGCACACAAGGUCCUCAACCGACCCUGGUAUUAUCAUUGGUCCUACGGGGGUAGUGUCUACGAGCACGCCUGUGACGAUAGCCAAGCCUCCUGUCAUGACUUCUAGUGAUCCGCCUCGCACAAACAACACCCCCACGACGGAUGAGCUCACCGACAAGCAUAGUUCGGCUAAUCCGACCAUUGGGAACGGCCCUAUACCAGAUGUGACUCCUAUUAGCACAAGCGGUGGCAUCUUGAAUCCAGUUGGCACGUUGCUUAGCAGCCUUUUACCUGGCCCUGAAAGCACGACCACAAAGAAGGACACUCCUGCCCCCGAAAGCACUUCCACAAAUAAGGACACGCCUGGCCCCGAAAGAACGCACGAAGGACACGCCUGGCCCCGAUAG